AUGGCUUUUUCAUCAUCACCAUCAUUGUUGCCUCCAUCUUCAUAUACAGAGUUAAAAGAUGCUUGGCAUCCAUCAACAACAGCGAACACAACGGAAUCAAGCUACUGGUUUAACUGGAGGGUUAUGAUCUGCUGCAUAUGGAUGGCUAUAGCGAUGGUGAUCACAGCGUUUCUCAUGUUCAAAUACGAAGGCUUUCGCCGGAAAAGAAGCGGAGACGGUGGCGACGGAGGUGAGAAAGAGUGGUCGGGAAAUGUAUACGAAGACGAAACUUGGAGGCCUUGUCUCCGUAAUAUUCACCCGGCUUGGCUUCUUGCUUUUCGAGUCGUUGCCUUCUUCGUUCUCCUCAUUAUGUUGAUUGUUAUUGGCCUUGUCGAUGGACCCACUAUCUUCUUCUACUACACACAGUGGACUUUUGCUCUGAUCACACUCUAUUUCGGACUAGGAUCGCUUCUUUCGCUGCACGGUUGUUACCAAUACAACAAAAGAGCAGCCGGGGAUAGAGUAGAUAGCAUCGAAGCCAUAGCCAUAGACUCAGAGAGAGCAAGAUCCAAAGGCUCAGAUCAUCAUACGCUUCAACAGAGUCAAUAUUCUAGUAAUCCAGCUGGCUUUUGGGGAUACGUUUUCCAGAUAAUCUUCCAGAUGAAUGCAGGUGCAGUUUUGCUCACUGACUGUGUCUUCUGGUUCAUCAUUGUUCCUUUCCUUGAGAUCCAUGACUAUAGCCUCAAUGUUCUGGUGAUCAACAUGCACUCUCUAAACGCCAUUUUCUUGCUUGGUGAUGCUGCUUUGAAUUCUCUGAGCUUUCCAUGCUUUAGAAUUGCUUACUUCUUCUUCUGGACAAUAGCUUAUGUUAUAUUCCAAUGGACCCUCCACUCCGUAGUCCACAUUUGGUGGCCUUACCCAUUCUUGGACUUAUCAUCACACUAUGCUCCCUUAUGGUAUUUCUCAGUUGCGGUGAUGCAUCUGCCAUGCUAUGGAGCUUUUGCCUUGUUAGUGAAGCUGAAACAUCGAGUUCUGCAGAGAUGGUUUCCAGAGUCUUACCAGAGCCCUCGGUAG
This is a messenger RNA of Microthlaspi erraticum, 1053 nucleotides long. The record is from the annotation of a GenBank genome assembly. NCBI's taxonomy places the organism in Eukaryota, Viridiplantae, Streptophyta, Magnoliopsida, Brassicales, Brassicaceae.